AUGUCUGAUGACUUUGAGGCGGUGAGAAACAUCUCCGGCGACCAGGCCAAGGCAAUUCUCCUCACUCUUUGCACCAACCAUGUCAUUCGUGCCAAGGUUGCCUCUUACGCCAAGCGACUUGACCAAGAGGAAUCAAGCAAGAAGCGGAAACCCGAGUCUACCAUUGCCAUCUGUGUGCAGUGCGACCAACCGUUUUAUGAAGAGGAUAACGAUGAAACUAGCUGUGUCCAUCACGAUGGCUUGUUAGAAGUCAAUUACAAAGCUGAGGUCUGGGAGGAAAUUGACGAUGAUGGCCCGUUUGGCUAUGAGGAAGAUGUUCCAGAGGGUUUUAACUGGAACUGCUGUGGCAAAAUCGGCACCUCUGCCGGUUGUAUAAAGAGCCCGCAUCAGUCAGAUCCCGAAAAGUCGAUGAAAAGCGACCAUGUUUCGGAGAGCAAGUCCAAGAAUGAUGAGUAA
Molecule: messenger RNA, 456 nt
Organism: Trichoderma breve
Lineage: Eukaryota; Fungi; Ascomycota; Sordariomycetes; Hypocreales; Hypocreaceae
Exons: 2
Coding region: 1-456 (151 amino acids)
Source: RefSeq, a predicted model, not a curated record